Armigeres subalbatus is the source of this 4634-nucleotide messenger RNA. Its product is annotated as DNA topoisomerase I, mitochondrial-like. Gene Ontology annotation, biological process: DNA replication; chromosome segregation; DNA topological change. Gene Ontology annotation, cellular component: nucleolus; chromosome. The coding region runs from base 428 to 3508 and encodes 1026 amino acids. Gene Ontology annotation, molecular function: DNA binding; DNA topoisomerase type I (single strand cut, ATP-independent) activity. The transcript is spliced from 8 exons. Lineage: Eukaryota; Metazoa; Arthropoda; Insecta; Diptera; Culicidae. The record is from RefSeq and is a predicted model, not a curated record.
AUCUGCCAGUGUGCUUUCCCGUCGAGAUACGUCCUUCGUGCUCUUCGUGCCAAAUAAUUGCAUAUUUUGCUUCAAAAUUCCUCAUAAUUCGAAGGCAACUCGCAAUUGCCUCCAAGUACUACUUAAAUAAAGUCAGAUUUUUUACCAAGCGAAGCGAAUUUGGACAAAAUUUGCAAUUUCAAACUCGUGUUUUCGGCACUUUUUGACACCCGUCAAAACGUCGACGGCGUCUUUGUUGUGGUUGUAGUGUUCACUGCCGUGCGAUAAAGAAAGGUAGGCGACGACGAUCGCAGCAGUCAGUCGGACUCACAGUGUGUGGAUUCUCGGACUUGUAAAAAUUUCUGCUUCAUUCCGUGUUGGUCUGGUGUAGAGACCGCGGGCACAAUUUGGUUCGGUUUUGUGGUGCAACUCUCGAUUCCUUCGGACAAUGAGUGUCGAGGUGGAAGCGACUAAUUCGCAGGAUGACGCCAACAAACAAGUGAACGGUGGAUCGUCGGACCGCCCGAAUGGGGUGAGCAAUGGCCACUCGGAGGGCGGCGUUGGCUCCAGCGAUGAUCACCGCAAGAGCCACAAAAGCUCCAGCAAGGAUAAACACCGGGACAAGGAUCGGGACCGGGACCGCGAGAAGGACAAGAGCCGAUCGGACAAGGAUCGCGACCGGGACAAGGACAAGGAGCGUUCGAAGGACAAGGAUCGGGAUCGCGACAAGCACAAGAGCAGCUCCUCGUCCUCGUCGAAGGACAAAGAUCGCGAUAAGAGCAAGUCCAGCAGCAGUAGCAGCAAGGAUAAGGACCGUGAUCGUCAUAGCAGCUCGCACAAGAGCUCCCGAAGCGAUAAGGAUCGAGAAAAGGACAAGGAACGGUCCAAGGAUAAAGACAAAGAGCGGUCCAAGGACAAGGAUAGAGAACGGGACAAGGACAAAGAGCGAUCGAAGGAUAAGGAUCGCGAGCGGGACAAGGAUCGCAAGGAUAAAGAAAAAUCCAGCAGCAGUAGUAGCAGCAAAGACAAAGAUCGGGACAAGCAUAAGAGUAGUUCCUCAUCAUCUCGAGACAAGGACAAGGAUCGCGACAAGGAUAAAAGUAAAAGCAGUAGUAGUAGUAGCAGCAAGGACAAAGAAAAGCAUUCCAGCAGUAGCAGCAGUAAGGAUAAGGAUAAAGAUCGCAAGGAUCGGGACCGCAGCGAAAAGCAUUCUUCGUCGAAGGAUAAACCUCGCGAAAAAGUUAAAGAAGAGCCUGCAUUAAAAAUCGAAGAGCCUGAAGAAACCCCGGAGCCGGCUUUCAACGGUACUGUAAGCAACGAAUCAUCUCAAGAUGUGACUGAAAUGAAACAGGAGGAUCCUUUGAGCAUCUCACAAGCCAGUUCCUGCGAUUACUCGAUGUCUCAGUUCCGGACGGAUGAGUCACAGUUCGUAAUCAAAGAGGAAGCACCAGAUCCGGACCAAGAUGAUGAAUCUGAGCAGGCGGAACCGGAGGAACCAGUCCAAGUUGAUGUGAAGCAGGAGCAAGAUUCUGAUGAUGACGUACCUUUGUCCAAGCGCAAGAAAAAAGACGACGACGAAGACUUCAAUGAAGGAAACAAGAAGAAAAAGAUAAAGACCGAGAAAAAGGACAAGAAAGAGAAGAAAAAGAAGAAGCGCGCCUACGAGUCCGAAGCGGAGGAGUUUGACGAAGAAGAAGAUGAGGAUUAUGGGGCAGCCAAGAAGAAGAAACAAGCCAAGAAGGUCAAACAGGAGAUCAAGAAGGAAACCAAGACCAAGGUUAAGAAUCAAGUAAAACAGGAGGUUGUCAGCCCCACCAAAGGUCGCAAAAAGAAACAGGAACCGGAGGAAGAAGUUUGGAAGUGGUGGGAGGAAGAAAAGCGCGAAGACGGAGUCAAAUGGAACACUCUGGAACACAAAGGUCCGGUCUUCGCACCAGCGUAUGACCCGCUGCCAGAAAAAAUCAAAUUUGAGUACGACGGCAAGGUCAUUAAGCUUUCACAGGAUGCAGAGGAGAUUGCCGGCUUCUAUGCCCGUAUGUUGGAGCACGACUACACGUCGAAAGAUGCCUUCAACGAUAACUUUUUCAAAGACUGGCGCAAAUCGAUGACCUCAUCCGAGCGCGACAAGAUCAAGGAUCUCAAAAAGUGCAACUUCCGCUACAUGCACAAACACUUUGCCGAAAUUUCCGAAGCGAAUCGUAACCGCACGAAGGAGCAAAAGCUUGCUCUCAAGGAGGAGAACGAAGCUUUGGUGAAGGAAUACGGCACCUGUAUUAUUGAUGGACACAAGGAGAAAAUUGGAAACUUCCGUAUUGAACCACCGGGUUUGUUCCGUGGUCGCGGAGAACACCCAAAGAUGGGUAUGGUCAAGCGACGCGUUUUACCCGAAGAUGUGAUCAUCAAUUGUGGUAAGGAUAGUACUUGGCCUAAGGCACCGGAUGGGCGCAAAUGGAAGGAAGUACGUCAUGACAAUUCAGUUUCAUGGUUGGCUUCAUGGACCGAGAACGUUCAAGGGCAAGUCAAAUACGUGAUGUUGAAUCCCAGUUCUAAACUGAAGGGCGAAAAGGAUUGGCAAAAAUACGAAACUGCGCGGCGGCUGCUCAAGCACAUCGACAAAAUUCGAAACACAUAUCGCGAUGAGUGGAAGAGCAAAGAGAUGAGAAUACGGCAGCGUGCUGUGGCUUUGUAUUUUAUUGAUAAGCUCGCCCUGAGAGCUGGUAACGAAAAGGACGAAGAUCAGGCCGAUACGGUCGGUUGUUGUUCGCUGCGCGUUGAGCACAUUGAUUUGCACAAGGAACUGAACGGCAAGGAGAAUGUGGUCGUAUUUGACUUCCUCGGUAAGGAUUCAAUUCGGUACUACAACGAGGUUGAGGUUGAGAAACGCGUGUUCAAGAAUCUGGAACUAUUCAAGGAGAACAAGAAACCUGGUGACGAUCUAUUCGAUCGGUUGAACACCUCAGUACUGAACGAACAUCUUCGUGAACUUAUGGAAGGCCUCACCGCCAAAGUGUUUCGUACGUUCAACGCUUCAUUUACGCUGCAAAACCAGCUUGCAGAACUCACUGACCCGGAAAUGACCGUUCCGGAAAAGUUGCUGGCAUAUAAUCGUGCGAAUCGUGCCGUAGCUAUCCUAUGUAACCAUCAACGGGCUGUCCCGAAAACGCACGAGAAGAGCAUGUCCAAUCUAAAGGAGAAGAUCAGACAGAAGCAAGAUGCGGUAGAAACCUGUGAACGUGAAUUGAAGGACCUUAAGAAGAGCAACGUUAGGGACAAGGUUGCCAAGGACAAGAAGCAAAAGCAGUUGGAGCGACUUAAAGAUCAACUGAAGAAACUCGAACUGCAAGAGACUGACAAGGACGAGAACAAAACCAUCGCCCUUGGAACAUCUAAGCUGAACUAUCUCGAUCCCCGUAUUUCCGUUGCAUGGUGCAAGAAGUUUGACGUCCCGAUCGAGAAGAUUUUCAACAAAACGCAACGGGAUAAGUUCCGGUGGGCUAUCGACAUGGCCGAUGAGAACUACGUGUUCUAAGCGCGAUCGGGUCAAAUCCGAUAUCCCCCAACUGUGAGAUAUCAUGUUAUCCGAUGUAGUAGAGUAUCGAACGAUACUCAAAUCCUAGCAACUGUAAUAUUUAACAUCCAAAAUGUUUCGUUUUUAGAAUCAUAAAAGUUUUAUUUAGAUAAUUUUCCUCGUUUCCAUAUCCAUUGGUCAAAAUCCGUCUCAUUUUACGUGAUAGAUAGCACAUACCAGUCACCCACAUGAACUUUAUUGCCACGGUGCAGGAAGAAGAAAGACGAGUUUUCAUCCCGGAAAGCGUGACAAGUCGGAGAAAAUUGAGUUUAAAUCAUUGUAUUUAUUUGAUAUGUGUAAUGAAUCAUACACAGAUUUAGAUUCGGUAGCCUUUUUUAUAAAUGCUCGAAGACACACAGAGCACUAUCACUCAGAGCUGGUUUAAUUGAGGCCAGCUGCAAACAUAUAGAAUUGCUUAGGAUAUUAGUUAUGGCUAUUGAAAGCAUUUCUCAAAUAGGAGACGUUUAUGAAUAUUUUACUAUAUUUUUUGUUAGAAUUCGAAUAGGGGAAAGCGUCUCCGUUUCGUCACGUCUUCUUGUUAAAGGCCAAGAAGGGAAUGGAUACAAAAAUCCAAAUCUUCAAAGUAAUACCAAUCAAUAUUUUUAACACAAAACAGCCUAAAUUUAUUUAUUUUUGAGAGAGAGGGAAAAAAAAGAAAAUAUCAAUCUAAAGAUAGAUUUUAUUCUCACUUCCUAGUAUGAAUUAGAUACUUAUCUAAUUAUGUUUGUCUAUUUCCCCUAGAUUGUAAGUAGUGGCAAUUACACAUACGAAUACCAAGUGCAUAUGGUUGACUUAGCAACAAUACAGAAAUUUGAAACCGUACAGAGUGUGAUUUUAAAGACAUCAAGUUUGUUUUGUUUUUAUCGUUUGUUAGGACAUAGUUUAAAAAGGGAUAUUAAAUAUGUCACGAACGGGAAGUGAUUUGCACAUUUGCAUUGGAAGGAAUGAUUAAAUCAAAUUAGUGCCCAAAAUUUAAGCCGAUUGAGACAGACAGUGUAAACCGAGUGGCAAUGGAUUGAAAAUAAGCUUACGAUACAAAUGUUCAUAUUUACACAACAAUUAAAAUAAAAAAGCAUAUUCGUAGAAA